CCCAGCAGUGUGUGGGCUGAGAGAGAGAGAGAGAGAGAGAGAGAGAGACAGAGAGAGACUGACUGUGACUGAGGGCAGAGAGAGACUGUGACUGAGGGAAAAGAGAGAGAGACUGACUGUGACUUAGGAGAGAGAGAGAGAGAGAGCGCGAGGACAUAGACAGACAGACACGCGCACCAGAUCAGCUGUCACCGCGCGAGCGCCAACCGUUAGCUACUGCUGGACCAGCGCUGUUGGCGUUUACCUCUCGCACCAGCCGCCCCGCAAACGAGCAGCGACGCUGAAGACCCCCUCUGCCAGCCCGAAGACCACCGCUACCGCGCCGAGGGGCGGUAAAUAGCGAGCUAAGUUGGCGCUGAGGAGAGAGAGAGAGGUGUUUUAGAGAGAGGGGACGGGGAGCCCGGAGACCGUAUCGACCGAGCUCAGAGACGCGUGCGGAGAUGCGUAGCUGUGUGGGGGCUUAGCGCUUAGCUCCCGUCGUUUGGAAGUUUUUUUAAUUCUUUUUUUCGCACAAAAACAUAGAAAUUGUCGUCAAAAUGAAACCGUAAGGCGCUGCUGGUGCUGUGGGGGAUUUAGCUAAAUGUCUCUCGCGGAGGCGCGCAGCCUCGCUCCUUCUCUAGCGGUCGCCAGCAGUUUUGGCUAAAAACAAAACAGCAGCAGUAGCGAGCUCGACCUACGCGCGCGUCGUCGGGGCUGGGGAGGAGGAAUUCGGCUAGAGAGCGAGCGCCGGAGGAGAAGAAAGAGAAAGAGGAGGAGGAGGAAAAUAAGGGAAGAAGGGCUAGUUGAAGCAAUAUGGCUGAUGGCCGGGGUUGGGGGCGCUGGCAGCAGCUCUCCAGAGCUUCUUCAUGCUAGCUGUGGCAGAUGGCAACGUUUCCUAUGGCAGCAGCGGCGGCUCUAGAAUGAGUAAUAAUAUCAACUACAAUAAAAACCCGGACUCCUCUGUCUCUAUCUCCAAGAUGGACGUGAUCAUCCCGUUCUCAUCAGACGUACCGUGUGACAACAAUGGUCAGCGCAUGUGGUGGGCUUUCCUCGCCUCCUCCAUGGUGACGUUUUUCGGGGGUCUCUUCAUCAUCCUCUUGUGGAGGACCCUCAAGUACCUGUGGACCGUCUGCUGCCACUGUAACAUCAAAAACAAGGAGGCACAGAAGGUGAUUAACGCUCAGACGGACGGGCCAGUGAAAAACCAGGAUGAGAAGGACGAGGCUCCAGCCAGUGAGGUGGGCUGGAUGACCUCAGUAAAAGACUGGGCCGGGGUAAUGAUCUCAGCGCAGACUCUGACAGGCAGAGUACUGGUGGUGUUAGUCUUUGCGCUCAGUAUUGGAGCUCUUGGAAUAUACUUCAUAGACUCGUCUGACCCUAUAGAAUCCUGUCAGAAUUUCUACAAAGACUUCACGUUACAAAUCGACAUGGCAUUCAACGUGUUCUUCUUACUCUACUUUGGGCUGCGUUUCAUUGCAGCCAACGAUAAGCUGUGGUUCUGGCUGGAGGUGAACUCCGUGGUGGACUUCUUCACUGUGCCGCCAGUGUUUGUAUCAGUGUAUCUGAACAGGAGCUGGCUGGGUCUGAGAUUUCUAAGAGCCUUGAGAUUGAUACAGUUCUCAGAAAUAUUACAGUUUUUGAAUAUCUUAAAAACAAGUAAUUCCAUCAAGCUGGUGAACCUGUGUUCCAUCUUCAUAAGCACAUGGCUCACAGCUGCAGGAUUCAUUCAUCUGGUGGAAAACUCAGGGGAUCCUUGGGAAAACUUCCAAAAUUCUCAACCACUUUCAUAUUGGGAAUGUGUGUACUUACUCAUGGUCACUAUGUCCACGGUGGGCUACGGAGACGUCUGUGCGAAAACCACCCUCGGCCGCCUUUUCAUGGUCUUCUUCAUUCUCGGCGGUCUGGCCAUGUUUGCCAGCUACGUCCCUGAAAUCAUAGAGUUAAUAGGAAACCGCAAGAAAUAUGGUGGUUCCUAUAGUGCGGUUAAUGGCAGAAAGCAUAUUGUGGUCUGUGGUCAUAUCACACUCGAAAGUGUAUCCAACUUCCUUAAAGACUUCCUACACAAGGACAGGGAUGAUGUCAAUGUAGAAAUUGUUUUUCUCCAUAAUAUUUCCCCUAAUCUUGAGCUGGAAGCCUUGUUCAAACGUCACUUCACUCAGGUGGAAUUCUACCAAGGAUCUGUUCUCAACCCACAUGAUCUGGCUAGGGUCAAGAUUGAGUCAGCAGACGCGUGCUUGAUUCUUGCAAACAAAUACUGUGCCGACCCUGAUGCUGAAGAUGCCUCCAAUAUUAUGAGAGUCAUAUCCAUCAAGAACUACCAUCCAAAGAUAAGAAUAAUCACUCAAAUGUUGCAGUACCACAACAAGGCCCAUCUGCUAAACAUUCCCAGCUGGAACUGGAAGGAGGGUGAUGAUGCGAUCUGCCUGGCUGAGCUGAAGGCAGGCUUCAUUGCCCAGAGCUGCCUGGCACAGGGCCUGUCCACCAUGCUGGCCAACCUCUUCUCCAUGAGGUCAUUCAUCAAGAUUGAAGAAGACACAUGGCAGAAGUAUUACCUGGAGGGCGUGGCCAAUGAAAUGUACACCGAGUACUUGUCCAGUGCCUUUGUGGGGCUUUCAUUUCCUACAGUUUGCGAGCUGUGCUAUGUGAAGCUCAAAUUGUUAUUGAUUGCUAUUGAAUACAAGUCUGAGCAGAGAGAAAGCAGAAGCAGAAAGCGUAUUUUGAUCAACCCUGGGAACCAUGUUAAGAUGCAGGAGGGAACCUUGGGAUUCUUUAUUGCCAGUGACGCCAAAGAGGUCAAAAGAGCAUUUUUCUACUGCAAAGCUUGUCACGAUGACAUCACAGAUCCCAAAAGGAUCAAAAAGUGUGGCUGCAAGAGACUGAUACAUUCCAAGAUGUCCGUCUACAAGCGAAUGAAACUGGCAUGUUGUUUUGAUUGCGGGCGCUCUGAGCGCGACUGCUCGUGCAUGUCAGGCAGUGUACAUAGUAACAUGGACAGCCUUCAGAGGGCCUUCCCACUUUCUUCUGUCUCUGUUCAUGAUUGCUCAACCAGUUUACGUGCCUCCAAAUAUAAGUAUAACGGAUAUGUCAGAUCACUCGAAGAUGAGCAUCCAUCAACGCUGUCACCCAAAAAGAAGCAGCGCAACGGAGGCAUGCGAAAUUCACCCAACUGCUCGCCCAAAAUGAUGAGACAUGACCCUCUCCUCAUUCCGGGAAACGAGCAGAUUGAGAAUAUGGAUGUUAAUGUGAAGAGAUAUGACUCCACAGGAAUGUUUCACUGGUGUCCAUCCAAAGAAAUAGAGAAGGUCAUUCUGACACGGAGUGAGGCCUCCAUGACGGUUCUGAGUGGACACGUGGUGGUCUGUAUAUUUGGGGAUGUCACGUCCGCCUUGGUGGGGCUGCGAAACUUGGUGAUGCCUUUACGAGCGAGUAACUUUCAUUACCACGAGCUGAAACACAUCGUGUUUGUGGGCUCGCUGGACUAUCUGAGGAGAGAAUGGGAAACGCUUCACAACUUCCCUAAAGUCUCCAUAUUACCCGGUACGCCAUUAAGUCGAGCUGAUUUAAGGGCUGUCAACAUCAACCUCUGCGACAUGUGCGUUAUCCUGUCAGCCAAUCAGAACAAUAUCGACGAUGCUUCACUGCAGGACAAGGAAUGCAUCUUGGCAUCGCUCAACAUCAAAUCUAUGCAGUUUGAUGACAGCAUUGGGGUCUUGCAGGCUAAUUCCCAAGGUUUCACACCACCUGGCAUGGACAGGUCAUCUCCAGACAACAGUCCAGUACAUGGCUUGGUCCGCCAAGCGUCUGUCACAACCGGCUCCAACAUCCCAAUCAUUACUGAACUAGCUAAGCCUGGCAAACUACUGCCUUUGGUUUCAUUCAGUCAGGAAAAAAACAGUGGAACCAACAUACAAAUGAUAACAGAACUGGUGAAUGACUCGAAUGUUCAGUUCCUGGACCAAGAUGACGAUGAUGACCCGGAUACGGAGCUCUAUCUGACCCAGCCUUUUGCCUGUGGGACCGCCUUUGCUGUCAGUGUGCUGGACUCACUUAUGAGUGCGACAUACUUCAACGAUAAUAUCCUCACGCUGAUCCGGACGUUGGUCACGGGAGGUGCCACGCCGGAGCUGGAGGCGCUGCUGGCGGAGGAAAACGCGCUGCGCGGAGGUUACAGCACGCCGCAGACGCUGGCUAACAGGGACAGGUGUCGGGUGGCCCAGCUGGCCCUGUACGACGGGCCCUUCGCAGACUUAGGGGAUGGCGGCUGCUACGGGGACUUAUUUUGUAAAGCAUUAAAAACAUACAACAUGCUGUGCUUUGGGAUCUAUAGAUUAAGAGACGCGCACCUAACUGCACCGAGCCCGUGCACGAAAAGAUAUGUCAUCACCAACCCUCCCUACGAGUUUGAGCUGGUCCCCACAGACUUGAUCUUCUGCCUGAUGCAGUUUGACCACAAUGCGGGCCAGUCUCGAACCAGCCACUCCUCUCAUUCCUCGCACUCGUCCAGCAAGAAGAGCUCCUCUGUUCACUCCAUCCCAGCCACCAACCGGCAAAACCGCAGCAGCAAGGCCCGCGAGGCCCGAGACAAACACAAUGCAACAAGGAUGAAUAGAAUGGGCCAAGAAAAGAAAUGGUUUACAGAUGAACCAGAAAAUGCCUACCCAAGGAACAUUCAAAUCAAGCCGAUGAGCACUCACAUGGCCAAUCAAGUCAAUCAGUACAAAUCCACUACCAGCCUGAUUCCACCUAUCAGAGAAGUCGAAGAUGAAUGCUGAAUCCCUGGCCUUUGAUGACGUGGAGGGAGUCGGAGCAUCCAGUCGUUUAAACAAAAAAGAGAGAGAGAGUGAACAUGAUGAGAUGGUUACGAUGAUGACGAUUCACUGUACUUCCCUUGCACCACAGCUCAAGGGUUUUGUUGCGAUCAUGGGAACUGGAAGGGACCUCUUAUGUGUAUACCUUUAACGUUACUUCCAUGCUUUUGGUAACAUUUAAUUUCUAAAUGUAUACAUAGUGAUGUACAUAAUGACAAUCAAGUAAGGAUUGUACAGCGCCCCCUAGCACUUUUUGAAAUUAUGUUAAAAUGGAAAAAAAGUACUUCCUGUAAUUCUUUGCAAUAUCUCAUUUCUGUGGUGACCUGACUCUGUGCAGAAGGGUUUGUGUUAUGGAGGAUGAGGGUCACAGUCACUCAGCUCAUCCUGACAUUACCCAAAGAACCUCAUCUGAAGCGUCAGAUAAGCCCCACUCCUUGAGUUACGCAUCCUCAUCUGCUUCUUUUUGCACUAAACGUAAUCAAGUUAUUGUCGAAAAUAACUUGAAGAAAAAAAGAAAAAAAAUCACCAACAUCAGAUGUUGCUCCGGGUUGCUCACUGGAUCACGGAAAACGUUCGUUUUCCUUCCGAAUUCACUGCAUGGCAGGAUUAGCAGUGUGUAGCAGGAACAGUUGCGUUCAAGGAAAUGAGUGUGACGGCUGUGCACCAGGGGCAUUCAUUCAGCUGAGUAAAUGUUGCGUCACCCAACUCGGACAUGUAGAGAGGGAAAAGUGGUCUCGUUUCCAUCCAUACACACCAUCCAGGCCAUCAUAUACGUGGGAAUGUAUUUGCCAUAUUUCUCUAAUAAUGCAAAAGAGUGUCCCCAACGUAGCCCUACAAAAUUGGCAAUACAUUACGAGGAUAUGCACUACUUUUGUUGACGUCUUUCCAUCGUGCUUGACUGCUGGUUUGCCGUGGUUGGAAAAAAUUGUGGUGCGUGAUGAAGGCUCCUAACGAAGCCUAAGGAAACGAAUCAAAUGCGUGUUGGUGCCUGUGGAUCUGUUGUCCAUAGGAAAUGAAUGGAUUGCACACUGCACUCACCUGCUGAUAAUAAUCCUAAUGAUGAUGAUAAUAACUAUGAUUGAGCUUUUAAACCAUAUGUUAACCAACGUUCUGUCUCAAUGGAACAUUGUUAAAGCUGACCUUAUGCGCUAAUCAUUAAUUAAAACACAUGACAGUACAGUUUGAUAUGCCACAUAUUGCGAAAAGUGGGCAUCCAUGGUUCCUCCUUUUGAGUGAAGCCACUGCCUGACACAUUGUUGGCACAGAGGCAAAAAAAGACAUGCUUGGAUGUUCUCUGUGACUAACUGUGAUGCCUUAAAAAAAGAUCAAAGAGGUCAGCAGACAGAUACAAAAGACAAGCUCAAUCAUAGUUUGUCAGUUAUCAUCCAAAAAGACGUGAACCUUGACAAUAUCUUUGUGUUGCUUUGGUGUAGUAGACUGGAUCGAAUGCUAGAUCUACACUUAACAAGACUGGAACACGCUUGUGUAGCCUUUACGUUAAGUGGGAAGUAUACAAAUACUAAGCAGAACCUUUGGACUUUGCUUCGAAGGUUCUGUCAGAUUUAUACAUACUGUACGUACAUACUUAUUUUUUAUCCACAUGAGCGUAAUCAUUUUGUACUUAUUUUUAUACAUAUCAAAGAACUUUAUUUCUAAAUUUAUCUUAAAUGCAUCUUACCAAGUCUACAGUGCACACCAAUUCAGUUUGUCCAUUUUUACCCUUGGGAACAGAACAUAUCACAUUGCUUUAUCAAAAAAGGAACAAAAAAAAAGACAAGACAAGAUUAGACGAGCUACAUAUCUAGCUUAUGUUAUAGGAGACAACCUGAGUCACAAAGGUACAACCUCAGCUCUUUGUUCGUUCUCCUAGGAGUGUGCUUUGAAACGUGGGCUGCUUUGAAGGACCUUUGUAGCUAUAUCGAUUAUCAAAUUGUGUAGACUACUAUGUUUUAUUUUCAUUGGCUGAGAUAAAUAAAAAUAUAUGAAUAUAUAUAUAUAUAUAUAUAUAUAUAUAUAUAUAUAUAUAUAUAAUGAAAUUCAUACAGUGCUUAGAUGUAAAACAAUAGUUUAAUUUCAAAUGAAUUAAAAGCGAUGGUGAUAAGCUUCUAUUGACUUAGAAGAGGGUGCAUGAAGAGGGGCAAUUGUUAAAAAAAACACCUACCGUUUGCACCUACUCUUUCUUUUCUGAGGGUAGAACUGAGAACGCUGUCGUUGUUAAUAUUGACCUAAAUUAGGUCUUCAGAGGAUUCAGAGGACUGUGCUGAAGUAUUUUCAUGUGCAUACACCUAUAAUUAUACACUGGGAACUGUCUGUGUGUUCAGAUGGCACAAUGAGAAGAAGACCUAUAGAGACGCUCGGUCAGCAGUGAGCCAAUAGCCAUAUAUGAUUGUAGACAUAAGAAAAAAAAAAUAACAAAACGACAUCGCUACGAUUCCAUCUACUGUGGAAAAAAAGCGCAUAGUGUCAAAGUAUGUUGUGUAAAUUCUGCCCAUUAUAGGCCACGUUUUAUUUUCCGACAAAAAAGGAUCUCAGCUUUAAUGUUUGUCUAAUGGAUGUAGUAUGAUCCUACUGCAGCCACCUAGGCUUUGUCCUGAAGUGAUAUUUUGAAUUGUGAAUACAUUGAUGUUACACUUUUGUAGCAAGUAGAGUUACUUAAAAAAAUAAACGAUGUGAGUACAAUGUAUGUAAAAUUGGACUGUCAAUAACAUACUUGCUAGCCUGAAAAAAAAAAGAAUUCUGACCUAAAAUGAAUCAUAAAUCACUUUACAUUGGAGUUCAAAGUCAAAUUAUCUUUUAUUUUCUUUAUAGGUGAUUUGUCUAUGUAAGAUCCUUUUCCUGUAAUGAAACGUCUGCGGUACAUUACAAAGAAAAGCUCCAGAAUUACACUGAAAGCAGGUUUCAUUUGAUGAAAGUGCUGUAUAAUAGAGGGAUUGGGAGUCUAGCUUAAGUUUCACAGUAGGCAUGCUGUAUUUUUAUGUGAAUUCUUUAACGUCAGAGUUUACAUUCCAUUUUGCUAGCUUUUGAGGCUUAGUUUUGCUACAGUGCUGCGCUCAUCAUUUGUUUAAAGCUAUCACAGUCACUAAUUUUGUUUACAGAGUUCUCUUUAUCUGUUUUAUCUUUUUUUUUUUAUUAUUUAGACUGCUCAGAAAUCAAACCUGACAAUACAACCUUAAGCAGGAUGAUUCAUUCAAACCAAAAGCAAUCGGUACACAUCUCAAACCUUUACCCGUUCAGUAGAUUUGGGACGUUUUCUAUCCCCCAGUCUGUCCGUCCCCAAAGUGAUCAACAGUGGUCGUCCUUCAGCUUGACAUUCUUCUCCAAAAAAAAAUAUCCACAGAAAACCCAGAUGAUUUGUACUGUUUGUGCUGAUCAUCAUAAGGUAAAAAGAUAUCCUCUACAUAUUAAUCAGACUGUUUAAAGUGCCAUGACAGUGUCUCUUCUGCAGCAUCUUUCAGACAUGUGUUAAAAUCAGGACUCACACUGAACAGAGGCGUCUAACACUGGCAUGGAGAACAUCCAAGCUAUCCACGCCUCCAUGCCAGUGCAGUGCCAGGCAGUGCGGCCAGCCCAAAGGAGGAACACAUGAAGACCCACUAUAGCGAAAAGUGGCAUCAAAAUGGGCAAAAAGUAUUCACAUAUGCAUAAGCCCAGCUGUACAAACUUUACCACGUGUGGUUUUAAUACAUACCACCAUAAAUAAUGAACGCAGUGAGACAUAAACUGAUGGACUAACGCUGACUGAAAGAUGCAGCAGGGGCACUAAUUGAGUUUUUUAUUUAUUUUGUGAACACCUGUCUACUUGUUCAGGAGUGUUUUAGCCCAAUGAUAUCAACUUCAAGUGCAAACUUACUGAUACACGUCGUACAACACUGUCGCAUUGCGUACUUCUGGCAGUUUUACGCUACAGUAAAGACUGAGUGUUACUAAACUAAAGUAAAGUAGGAAUUGUAUAGAAUAAACUGCUGUGAGGGAAUGAAGUCUUAAAAAGCUGAACUGCAUUUGGAUGAUUUUUUAUUUUUAUUUCAAUAAAGCAUAUAUUUAAUUAUUGGCAUAUUCAUUACAGGAAAAAGGAGUUUCUCAUAGAAGAUUUAAUCGUUUGAACUGUUUUAGCUAAUGGAUAAAUGGAGAAAUUGAUGGUGCUGAGUUGAUCUACCUGACUCUGUCAAAUAUAACCUGCUGAUAAAUAUACUGUCUUGUACAAAAAGUUUGUACAUAAAUUGUACAUGUUUCUUUUUGUAUUUUCUCAAAUUAAAAUGGAUGUAUUUGUGUUCUAAA
Messenger RNA from Astyanax mexicanus (Mexican tetra), 9062 nucleotides. It is a transcript of the gene kcnma1a, whose product is annotated as potassium large conductance calcium-activated channel, subfamily M, alpha member 1a. Gene Ontology annotation, biological process: transmembrane transport; potassium ion transport. Gene Ontology annotation, cellular component: postsynaptic membrane. NCBI's taxonomy places the organism in Eukaryota, Metazoa, Chordata, Actinopteri, Characiformes, Acestrorhamphidae. The record is from RefSeq and is a predicted model, not a curated record. The transcript is spliced from 34 exons. The coding region runs from base 846 to 4751 and encodes 1301 amino acids. Gene Ontology annotation, molecular function: large conductance calcium-activated potassium channel activity.